Messenger RNA from Globicephala melas (long-finned pilot whale), 3433 nucleotides. It is a transcript of the gene DCDC2, whose product is annotated as doublecortin domain containing 2. Gene Ontology annotation, biological process: cilium assembly; neuron migration; intracellular signal transduction. Lineage: Eukaryota; Metazoa; Chordata; Mammalia; Artiodactyla; Delphinidae. Gene Ontology annotation, cellular component: microtubule organizing center; kinocilium; microtubule. The record is from RefSeq and is a predicted model, not a curated record.
CGCGUGUGCCGGGAGGCCGCUGGGGCAGCGGAGGUGCCUCCCCGCUGAGAAGCGAGCCGGAGCGGCGUCCAGUGGGGAAGAUGAACGGCAGCAGCGCCAGGUCCAGCCACUUGUCUCAGCCGGUCGUGAAGAGCGUGCUGGUGUACCGCAACGGGGACCCCUUCUUCGCGGGGCGCCGUUUCGUCUUCCACGAGAAGAAGGUGUCCAGCUUCGACGCCUUCCUCAGGGAGGUGACGGGCGGCGUUCAGGCGCCCUUUGGGGCCGUCAGGAACAUCUACACCCCGCGGACCGGGCACCGCAUCCGGAAGCUAGACCAGAUCCAGACCGGGGGCAACUACGUGGCUGGGGGCCAGGAAGCCUUCAAGAAACUCAAUUACUUGGACAUAGGAGAAAUAAAGAAAAGACCGAUGGAAGUUGUGAAUACAGAGGUAAAACCAGUAAUCCACAGCAGGAUCAACGUGUCAGCUCGCUUUAGAAAACCGCUUCUGGAACCCUGCGCUAUCUUCUUGAUUGCAAAUGGAGACCUUAUAAACCCAGCUUCUAGACUCCUCAUCCCUAGAAAAGCCUUGAAUCAGUGGGAUCAUGUACUACAAAUGGUCACGGAAAAAAUAACUCUGAGGAGUGGGGCUGUCCACAGACUUUAUACUUUAGAAGGAAAACUGAUUGAGAGUGGGGCAGAGUUGGAGAAUGGGCAGUUUUACGUGGCUGUCGGCAGAGAUAAGUUUAAGAAAUUGCCUUACAGUGAAUUACUUUUUGACAAGUCAACGAUGAGAAGGUCUUAUGGUCAGAAAGCCUCUUCGCUACCUCCUAUUGUAGGAUCCAGAAAGUCUAAAGGGAGUGGAAAUGAUCGCCAAUCUAAGUCAACAGUCGGAUCCAGCGACAACUCAUCUCCUCAGCCUCCAAAGAGGAAAGGGAAAAAAGAAGAUGUGAAUUCAGAAAAACCCACGAAAGGGAAACAGAAUGUAAAGUUAAAGAGUUCGCCGCAAACAAUUCCGAACAGUGAUGAAGGCGUUUUCAAAGCUGGAGAGGAAAGAUCAGAAACGCGGGGGGCUGCAGAAGUCCAAGAAGAUGAAGAUACUCAAGUUGAGAUUCCACUUGACCAGAGGCCAGCAGAAAUAGUAGAUGAGGAAGAUAGAGAGAAAGAAAAUAAGGAAGUGGGACAGAAGGAAGACUUUUCAGGAAUGAAUGGUGGAGUUGAAGAGGAAGGAGGCGGGGAGGCUACUGAAGCUCCAGAGCAAGCAGAGGAGAUCCUGGAUCACAGGGAGGAGCAGGCAGGUCCUGCUCGUGUGAGCAGAGGCACCAAUGAAGAAAAUGGCGAGGAACUGGACCAGGUUAAUAAUGAGCUGCAAGAAGCAGUGGACGAGGAAAUAAAGUCUCAAGGAGCUGGCAGUGGAUGUGAAGAGGCUGACUUGGACCCUCAAAGACCACCAAAGCCAGAAGUAAAAAUCACCAGCUCACAAGAAAAUGAUAACAAUGAACAAAACAAGGAUAAUCUGUUAUAGCAUGGAUGAUUUUUAAAAAGAGAGUAUAUUGAGUAUAAGAAAAAUUAAGGGUUAUAAUACUCGAAUAAUAAGCAUAUAGUUAUUGCUAAACAUAAUGUGACAAUAUGGUUGAAUACUACCUACUGAAAUUUAAAGUUAGAGGCCAAACUAAUGGGAAACACUAGAUAACUUUGAAUAGCUACUAAAGCAGAGUGACUUUUUAUGAGAUGUGUUUUAAAAAGUCAUUUAGAAAAAUUAAACAAGAGUAAUAGAGGGGAAUUUGCACUGGAAGACAAUUGGCCACUUGUCUUUGUAAAGAUGAAAAAGAACAAGAUCAUUCCUGUUCUUGGUAAGUGAGAUUAUUAGAUGGCAGCUUAUGCUAAAGCACUUAUCUAAGAAGGCACAGAAUUAAAAAAAAAUGAUAAUAGGAAAGCAUGUACUAUUUUUUUAAAGCAAUAAACUCUUGAAUAAACAAAUUGCAAUUUAGUUUCAGAGAUAAUUUGAAGAUGGCAAUAGAUUGAAAUGUUUCUGUGUCUUGUUGACACUCCUUUCUUUCUUCCUCCUUAGCCAAAAUCCACCUUAAGAGAACAAAAAGGAAAAUGCAAGGUAUUCAUUUUGGAAGGAGGAAGUAUUCAUUCAGUGUAUUCCUGACAAAUAUUGUCAUGCCCCUCCCUUAACUGCUGCAGGUUUUAAUCCUUAUGGCUUUAAUGACACAUACUCAGGAAGGAAUUAUAAAGGAACACCCAAUUAUAUCACUGAGCCUGGCUGGGUGUUUUGCAAAUUCUGGUAUCCUAUGGAUUUUCGUUGAUCCAGUCUACCAUUACCAAUAAUACUCCUCUCUUCUCUGCAUUAUUGUUCAAUAUUAGAAAACUCAAUAUUGGCUAUUCCAAAGAUUGAAUUUUCUCCAAACAGUUUUUUAACAAAAAGAACAAGACAGCAUAGUAGAAAAAAAGUAGGCUAUAUGAAGAGUUUGUUACUCCUCAAUUUCUCUUGCCUUUUGCCUUAUUUCUAUUAGGACCGCCUUGUCAUAUUUUUUCCCCUAGGGGUAUCAGCAAAUAUUUAUUUUCAUGGUCAGUUAUAUUUAGACUUUCAAGCAGAUUCCUUUCUAUAUAAUUAGAAGCUAUAGGAUAGAAAUUGUUGAAAAAAGUUUAAAAAUUGUCAUAAUGAAACCAGUUCCUGAUUACAGUUUUAGGGGUUAAUUAACUCAAAUUGCCUUGUUAGGUAUAUAUGGAGAAAAAAAUAAUCGUAUUAGUUUUUUGAAUUCUUAAGAGAUGAUGCAGUUCUUCCUUAAAUAUAGAAAUAUGUUUUUCUCAUAUUAAAGAAUAUUUUUGUUAGUUAUGUAUAAGUUAUAAAUUUGAAAUUUUAACUUCUUGUGCUUUCAUAGAAUUCAUUAUUAAUGAUAAGUUUAAAAGAUUUUUUUCCCCUCCAGGUUUCGUAACCAAUCACUUGGAAUCAAAGUAGUUACAUAAAGCACUUAAUAAUACUAUAGAAAACUGGUGUAUUUUUCCUAGAAGCUAUUUUAAUGUUUUCCACAAAUAGGAAGUAUAUGCAGAGAAUAUAAUGUAACAGUAUUGGAAAGAGAUACUGAUAUAAGGGUAUAGUAAUCUGGGAGGAUGAUUAUAAAUGGGGUCCUGUAUUUCUAAUAUAAGCACGAGAUGGUGCUUUCUACUAAUAGGCUUAUUUUUUCAAAUGGGACAAUGUAAAGCAUUGCAGACUAUAAGCAACAAUCUUAAUAAUUCUUGUUGCUAGGGAAAUAGACUACCUGGUCUUUUAAAUUCCCACACUAUUACCGGGCCUGGGGUUAAUGAUUUCAAAUAGUUUAUAAAAAUGUGGGAUUACAUAUAAGAAAUUAUAACUGAUUAUCAAGGUGAUUCUUUUUUCUUUCUUUAAUGAGGAUUUUAUCUCUCUCUCUCUCUUUUCCUUCUUCAAUAAAGAUAUUCUGUCUCUUUUUU